Molecule: messenger RNA, 761 nt
Organism: Harpia harpyja (harpy eagle)
Lineage: Eukaryota; Metazoa; Chordata; Aves; Accipitriformes; Accipitridae
Gene: TMEM218
Product: transmembrane protein 218
Exons: 3
Coding region: 22-369 (115 amino acids)
Source: RefSeq, a predicted model, not a curated record
AAGCGGUAGCGGCGGAGCGGCAUGGCGGGCGCGGCGCUGGGAGCGGGGCCGGGCGUGCUGGUGCUGCAGCUGCUGUGGGGCCUGGCGUUGCUGCUCUGCCUGGCGCUCUCCCGGGCGGCCGGCCAGGCCCGGUUCGCCGUGGUGCUGGUGACGCUGGGAGCCGCCGUCCUCAGCGCCGCGCUGCUGCUCUUCCCCCGGGAGGACGAGCGCCCGGCCACAGCUGCCGCUGAUGAGAUCGUAGACACCUUCUUUAUUGGCCGUUUCAUCCUCUUGGCCGUGAUGAGCCUGAUCUUACUUGGGUGCCUGUUCCUGCUCCUGAUUUACCACCUCAUGGAGCCGGUGUACGCCAAACCGCUCCACAGCAGCUAGCAGCAGCCAGACACAGCAAUCCCCGCAAAGAGGAAAUCCCAUUUUCAUGGCAAUAAACCAGGAAGGGAGACCAGGAGGCUGUUUUGGAGGUGAACGUGUCGGGUUUUUCCAAGCUCAGAAAGAGCCGGCGAAGCAAGUAAAGUGUGUUGCUUGCACCCAGCGCUGCGUCUUUCAUCGUUAAAAGCAAAGUUUGGACUGGGCACGAGAGCCUUCCUCUCCAGGGGGGUUCAAGCCUCUGCAGGCUGCAAAGGUGUUUUAACCUCUCUUCUCUUCUCUUUUGCAGGAGACUUGAAAUCCAUGUACUUUGUACUACACUUGAUUCAAUGAAUUGAACUGAACCGAGAUGGUUUGUUACCAUUCCUUUUUCACCUUAGUUUAAUAAAACUCUCUUG